GCCUGCUGCAUCCAGACCUCUGGUCCAGUCCAGUGAGCUGCUCUAGUCCUGAGAGGCCCCUUCUCAGUGAAGUAGACCAGCCACUGCCUCCCCACCCUGCAUUAUCCUUCACUUCUCUGUUCAAGGCUGCACCUGGAAGGAAGCCACAGCCAACCUGAGGAUGCAGCUCCCCAGCAUCUUCCCACUCAUCCUUUUGUUUGUCGCUGGAAUAGUUCUGUCUGGGCCAUCUACUCCCAUCAGAAGCAGAGUGAGACGACAGAACAUGAAAGUGCGCAUCAACGCUACAGGAGACACAAUCGUCAUGAAGUUCCUGCGUCCCAGCCCGGACACCAAACUUGAAGGUUACAUCCUGGGCUACGGCAGCAGCAUGUUCUCCAAACAGUUCAUUCAGCUGCCUGAGAAUGGAAAACCCUAUGAGACAGAGUUUGACGCUGAACCCAAAUAUCUAAUCGCUGUCCAGCCAAUUCCUGUCAAUGAUGUGAAAAAACAAUGCACAGGUAAAGUGGAACUGGAAAAGCCACUUCAUUUGGUCAUUGGCACCGUGACGCCUACAUCAGUGCUGCUAUCCUGGGGCACACUGCUGAAAACCCCCUACGAGUCCAACAUCAUGAACGACUGUCUGGAGGACGGACACUACACGGUCCGAUAUCGUGAGAGGAACAGGAAGUGGAAUUAUCAGACCUGUCCCACGAGUGAUACCGUCAUUGACAACCUCAAACCCAACACUGUGUACGAGUUUGGUGUUCAGCCCAACACUAAGGAAGGCAAUGGACACUGGAGCAAACCUGUCAUCCACAACAUCAGCAACAACGGGGGAUCGGAGGACAAGGCCCAAGGCAGAAAACCAGUCAAACGAAUUCAAAACCCGUUGAAACCUUUCACGAACGGCCAGCACUCCCUCCCCUUCACGCCCCGUCAUGUUCCACAUAACAGGACCCAGGUCAGACCGCAAAUCUUCCGGAACGUAGCUCCAAAGACAACUCUUGCUCCAACCACUACUAGGCAGGAUUCUGUGUUGACACCUCGGCCCACACUCCCUGUUGUGACCAAACAGCCUGGACGAGAAGACGUCAUCAGUUUCAUAUUGCCUCAUCAGCCAAUGAAAAAUGUUCAAGAACUUAAUCCCAAGAUUUCUAAACCUGCCAAGAUUCAACCACACAUUCCAAAAAAUCAGUCACAAACCCAAAGUUAUUACGUCAAAUUUUCUCCUUUUCAAAAACCUGAGAUUAAAACAACACUGCAGCCUUACCCUCCAGCCCCAGCUUUCACAACCAAGCCACCAGCUGCAGUCUCUCCUCCCACACCAAAACCAAAAGCACAAACAACUCCACCAAAGACCUCGGCUGCACCAAUGACCAGUCUCCAAACUGAGACCAAAUCUACAAUAACGUUAAAGACAACGCUCACAUCCAAAGUGCAGAGCAGCCCGCCCUUAUUAAAGACACAGGCACCGCCCAAGGUCCCGCCCAAAGGCUCAACACAUCGCAAGAAACAGCCAAACCCCCAACCUCAUCCAAGGCGCCAGUCUCAGGCCAGCACUGACCCUGCUGCCUCUAAGCAUGCUCGUCCCACUGCUCCUAGUUCUCCAGAAGAGGGCAAGCCUCUGCAAACACCUGCCCUGGCUACAGAGAAGGCCGGUAGUGGCCAUCGGGGUACUGGCAGCCGUAGACCAUCCACUGGCGAUGGGGCUCAUUCUUCCACUAGCUCAUCCACAGUUCCUCCAGUAGAAAGAAAGCCUCCACCUCGUGUUGCACCUAACCCCUCUCGCACUGGUGACAAACCAUUAUCUCAGACCAAGACUUUCCACUCCUCCAACACACCUGGGGCUGGUGGGGUGCAUCAUAGGGGCAAUGCGUUCCCUAAACCUGCAGAGUGGCCCAAAGAGAAACCUGCUGUUCUGCAGCCAUCCUCUUCAGUCAACAAGAAAACCAACCUGGUCGGGAAGCCUAGUGAUGAUAAACUCAUGGAUCUGAAGCAAGGAGACAAGGAGUCCAUCUUGAAUCCAUUCCCCCAGGUUACAACCAAGCCUAAGCCAGAGCGCCGGCAGCAGACAACCACCUCUGCCCCAGCAGUAAACAAUAGUCGCUUUGACGGCAGUGAGAAUUCGUCUGUAUUCAGACCUCGACCUGCAUCAGAUGUGGACAUAAUGGGCAAAAAGCGCUUUGUUGCUCCUCACGUGAUCUACAAGACGGACAAAAAGCCAGAUGAGCCCUGCUCCAUCACGUCCUCCAUGGCUUAUUUCCCAGACGAGGAGGGAAAUGACAUCAGUGUCACUGGGCCUCCCAAAGCCCCACCCUCUAACCUCACGGUGGUCACAGUUGAGGGAUGUCCAUCUUUUGUCAUCCUGGACUGGGAGAAGUCUGACAAUGAAACAAGAGAGUAUGAAGUUGUGUCAACCACUAAAGGCCCAAAUGGAGAAGAAAUCUCAGUGUUGACUACUAACCAGACACAUACAGCUGUGGAGAAUCUGAAACCAGAGAGCAGCUAUGAGUUCAAAGUGACACCAAGGAAUGAGCUCGGAACAGGACCGUCCAGUGACCCUGUGUCUUUUAGCACAGAAUCAGCGGACCCACGUGUGAGUGAAUAUGUAGCAGGCAAAGAUGCCAUUUGGACUCAAUUCCCAUUUAAAGCUGAUGCAUAUUCUGAAUGCAAUGGAAAACAAUAUGUGAAGAGAACUUGGUACAGAAAGUUUGUAGGCAUCCAGCUCUGCAACUCUUUGAGAUAUAAGAUCUAUCUAAGCGACUCGCUCAAUGGAAAAUUUUAUAACAUUGGUGACCAGACUGGAUUUGGUGAGGACCAUUGUCAGUUUGUUGACUCCUUCUUGGAUGGACGAACUGGAACACAAUUGUUUGCUGAGCAGCUACCAAGCCGACAAGGGUUCUUCAGAGCUUUGCGACAGGAACCUGUACACUUUGGAGAGAUUGGAGGAAAAUCUCACGUCACUUAUGUGGGCUGGUAUGAGUGUGGUACACCCAUACCUGGAAAGUGGUAAAAGCAUGAAGACCUUUACCUCAACACUUAGGCCAAACACACCUGCAAGGUGGUGGGCCUCGUAAACAUGGACAGUCAGUGGGCCUGUACGGAGGCUUUCAAUCCCAAAGGGAACCAAAUAGGAGCCCUGAACCCAGUUGUGUGUAAUUGUAAUAUUAGUUAUAUCUAUUUAUCAAACAUGUCUCUGUGGACAGCAGUUUGUGUGAUAAGAAAAGCUGAAUAUAAUCAGACAGAACUUUGGGAAGCUGGCUCCCAAAAUGUAAUAACUUGUAUAAUAUUAUUUAUCAGUGGAUUGUUAGAGACUAUUCUGUACUACUUAGUACACACAUAAGAACGAGGUUUCUAAAAAAGAUGUUUUGUAAAAAAUCUAAUUUGAGGAGUUUGUAUGGUAUAAAAAUGUUGUAUAUUUUGUUUUGAUUUUUUUUUUUUUCUACAAAAAUCUUGUUUGGUAGACAAAUAAAAAUGUAAACUAUAAUACUGCAACAUUAAUAUAUGCAAUCAAUUCUUACAAUUUUUAAUCAGGCCAACUGUUUGAUUUAAGUCACUAUGAACACAUUUUUGACCAUUACUAUGUAUAUUAAGUAAAAACGACAGGUUACUUUGUGAUGGAAUGUACUGUAUUAAAAUGUUGGUUUAAAAACUGUAAAAAAAAGAAAAAUAUUUACACUGCAAAAUGUAUAUAGUUUUGCAUUUUUAAAAUAAAAUGCCAAUAAGAUUUCUG
Messenger RNA from Periophthalmus magnuspinnatus, 3712 nucleotides. It is a transcript of the gene abi3bpa, whose product is annotated as target of Nesh-SH3. The record is from RefSeq and is a predicted model, not a curated record. NCBI's taxonomy places the organism in Eukaryota, Metazoa, Chordata, Actinopteri, Gobiiformes, Gobiidae. Bases 161 to 2992 code for a protein of 943 amino acids. The transcript is spliced from 23 exons. Gene Ontology annotation, biological process: extracellular matrix organization; positive regulation of cell-substrate adhesion. Gene Ontology annotation, molecular function: protein binding.